AUGAAAGUCAUUGCCUUGUUUGCAACAUUAGCUUCAAAGAAAAACGACCCUUUUAACAAAUUAUCAGAUGAAAUAUGGCUAAAAAUAUUUAUUGAACUUUCAGUUUCAACGAUAUGUCUUUGUAGAAGGGUAUCGAAAAAUUGGUAUAGACUUUCAUUAGACGAUAUGAUAUGGCAACAUCAUAGCCGAUUACUAUUCUUGCCUGAUUCUCUGCCACCAAGAACAAGAUCAACCAAAAAUAGUUGGGAAAGGUUCUAUAGGUUACAAAUUAAUUGGUUGAAAGGAUCUGCCACAAAAGUAAUGAGUUUUAGAGCUCAUAACAACAGUAUAACAACUUUGAAAUUAAGAGGUGAUAUUUUAAUCACGGGAUCAAAUAAUCAUAUAUGUGUUUGGGAUAUGAGAACUGGUAAACGUAAAAGAACCAUUGAUGUUGGAGUGGCCAUCAAUUGUGUUGAUUUUUCUGAACAAAAAGAUAUAAUUGUUUGUGGUCCAUGUUUUGGUGAAUUUGGAUACAAAAUAUUUUCACUUUCUAAUGGAGAGCUUCUUGGUAAAUUCACUGAUAAUCAUAAUCAAGUUGGAACUCAAUGUAUUUCCAUGAAUGAAGAACUUAUUGCAUUGGGUACACAUAAAGGAAUCAUUCAUGUACUUUCAUUGGCAGAUGAAAGAAAAAUUGCACAAUUUGAAGUAUUUAAUGAUCGGCAGAUUGCAGGGAUUCAACUUGUUGGUAAUAACAUGGUAAUUUCAGUUUCAUCAAUAAAUGGAAUUAUUGAAGUUUUUAAUGUGAAAACUCAUGAAUGUAUUCACAAAUCCACCAUCCUAAAAACAUCGAUUAGUUCAUGUACAAUUGAUUAUUACAGUGAUGCUAAAUGUGAUAUAUUAUGCAUUGCACCACAAGGAUCAGUUUUUCAUUUAAGAUGGGAUUUUAAUAUGACAUCAUCAACGACAAAUUUGAUGGAAAAUGAAGAUGGUGACGAGGAAGAAAAAUUAAGAGGAAUAUUUUCAAAGGAACCAAAGAUACUUUAUAAAAAUGAAGAUUUUCUACACAAAAUAUUAUGUGUUGGAAUCGAUUCUAAAUACAAUCAUGGAAUAAUUGGAUCUUUACUUUCUUAUCCUGCAAAAAGUAAAUUAUUGAUUUAUAAUCCAAAUAAAGGACCUUAUGACAUGGAUAAUAGUAUUAUAAAAUCUUUAACCCCAUCACCUUCUCCGUCUCUUUCUCCAUCACUUUCAUCUAAUAACAGUAGUUAUAGUUCUAAUUUUUUAUUAUCAUCACCAGAUACUUCACCAUCUGUCGUUACUAGUACAUCUUUGGAAAAUAUAAUAAAUACAGUAUUUGUUGCAUUAAGCAUUGACGAGGAAAGAAUCGUGGCUGGAUUGGUUGUUGAAUGUGAUGGUGAUGGAAAUGUCGUAAUUGAAGAUGCCGGUCAUAAAUUGAUUGACGACCAAAAUCAAUUAUCUUUAAAAAUGAAGGAUGGUUAA
This is a messenger RNA of Entrophospora sp. SA101, 1476 nucleotides long. NCBI's taxonomy places the organism in Eukaryota, Fungi, Glomeromycota, Glomeromycetes, Entrophosporales, Entrophosporaceae. The record is from the annotation of a GenBank genome assembly.